AUCUUAUAAAUCGGUAUUAAUAUCUUAUCAUUUACGACUUACGAUGCUAACUCCAUUCAAGGUUUAUAGAUAAUAAUAUUAUUAUCUAUAAACCUUGAACUUCAUUUGGUGCGGAAGCAAUUUAUCGGAUCUCGUUUCUCGAUUUAAUAUUCGAAAACUAAAACUAAAACAUAAAAUUUUCGUAAUUUGGUAUAACAGUCGUAUACUCGUUUAGGAUUAUUACAAAGAGUUUUCUUAAAACCCGUUGAAACUUUAGGAAACCCGGAUCGAGUGCUUAGUGCGUUGGACAACGACCAUGAGUGACUCAGACAUAUUUGCAGAAUUUAUCGGCAGAAAGGUGAAUAGAGUGAGAUGGAGGCCAGAUGACCUGAUGGCGUCGACAAUGUUUGUCACCGGCUCGUGGGACAACGAAUAUGACAACGUAAUAGAACUGUGGGGACUGACAUCGACAGACGAAAAUUCUGCCCAAGAUUUCCCUCCAAAACUUUUGGAUUGUGUAAAACAAAACGGAAAUGUUACACAAAUUAGAUUUUUAGAUAACAAAUUUAUAGCUGUUAGUACCGACAAUGGAACAGUUAAAGUAUAUCGUGUCAUUAGUGAGAAUGAAGACUCUAACAUUCAUCUUGAAGAAGUCAUGGCUUGGGACACUCUACAUUCAUUGGGUAAAGAACAGAAGUCUUGCAAGGAUUUUGCUGUAUGUAACUUUUCAUUAGCAACCAUUGGCGAUGAUUAUAAACUUAAUAUCAUAUCAUUGAACAGUAAACAAAUUCAUCUAGUUCUAGAAGGAAUAAGUAGCUCACCUUUAACAUGCAUUUGUUUCUUAACUAAUACUGAAGUUCUCUGCUGCAAUGCACUGAGUCAAAUGAAACUUUGGGAUAUACGAGUUGCUAAAAGUAGUAUAAUGGCAAAUAUCAAUCAUUUUACUCAGACUCAAGUGCCAAUAACAUGUGUUGCUCAACACCCUAGUCAAAAACAUUACAUUUUCACCGGUUCUGAAGAAGGAAAUGUUGGUGUUUGGGACAUGAGAACCAAUAACUUAUUGACAACUAUGAGCAGUGGUGAUGCAUCAUCACUUACCGAAAUAGCAUUUCACCCUUUAGAACCGGACCAUUUAUUUACGAGUUCAUUCGGAGGAAAAUUACUACAAUGGAGUUCUAAAAAAUCAUAUAUGUGCCAUGUUGACCCAGGAGAUCUGGAGUAUUCAAAUUUUUGGGUGAACAUGGACAAGGUAAAAACACGAUUGUCAGUAAACAAUGUAAUACAACCGAUUUAUAUGCCAAUCAACUCAUUGGAUAUCCAAAAGCAACAACUUAUUUGUGGUGCUGACAAUGAAGCUGUUUACUUUCAACGUAACCUUAAACUUUAAAUUUAAUUUUAAUUACUAUCAAUUAAAAAACUUUUUAUAAAAAUUUGUAGGUUGUUUUUAAAAAUUGUUGAUUACUUAAACUGCCUCCUUUAAUUAUUAAACACUUAUAAAAAUAAACCUCUACUAUAAAUAAGUAAAUCAAUAAACAUUUUUAAAUCUAUUGAGAUUGAUGUCUAUGUCUAUAAGAUUGAAAGUUAUGAUUGAAAUCAAAGAAAUUAUAUUUUAUGUACGUAUCUUAAACAAUUUAAUUUACUUUUAUAACCUUGUUAAUUAUCAUCUAAUUUAUACUUAAAUGUAUUAUAAUAAUUA
This is a messenger RNA of Metopolophium dirhodum (rose-grain aphid), 1675 nucleotides long. Its product is annotated as nucleoporin Nup43-like. The record is from RefSeq and is a predicted model, not a curated record. Bases 296 to 1366 code for a protein of 356 amino acids. NCBI's taxonomy places the organism in Eukaryota, Metazoa, Arthropoda, Insecta, Hemiptera, Aphididae. Gene Ontology annotation, cellular component: nuclear pore outer ring. Gene Ontology annotation, molecular function: protein binding. The transcript has 8 exons.